This is a messenger RNA of Pyricularia oryzae 70-15, 1530 nucleotides long. RefSeq lists its product as uncharacterized. Gene Ontology annotation, molecular function: mannosyltransferase activity. Gene Ontology annotation, biological process: protein processing; GPI anchor biosynthetic process. Lineage: Eukaryota; Fungi; Ascomycota; Sordariomycetes; Magnaporthales; Pyriculariaceae. The record is from RefSeq and is a predicted model, not a curated record. The transcript has 3 exons. Gene Ontology annotation, cellular component: endoplasmic reticulum membrane; glycosylphosphatidylinositol-mannosyltransferase I complex. Bases 1 to 1530 code for a protein of 509 amino acids.
AUGAAGCUGAGGAUCACCUUCCUCCACAGACCCGGCGAUGCCGUGGAUCCUGCGUCGCUCAAGAUCACCGACGAUAGCCUUGCGGGCCCAGACCUUCAUGCAGCCCGCGAAGUUCGGGCAACAUUUGCCCGCGAUGAACUUCCCGCCGAGCUGUUGGCGCUCCUCGCGGCUACAAAUGACUUCCACGUGAGAUGGGUCGGCCCGCACGCAUACCAAACCGUCAGCCCCCUGCAGUCGAGACUGCCACCAGGUUUCCACCUAUUCUAUACGCCGCUGGCAGAUGAAAAGCAUCAAGAUUCUGCAGUCCUCACCUGCGAUCUAUUACGAAAAGCUUUCGGAGGUCUGGAGAAUUGCAUAUCGAAUGAAUCAUUUGUCUCCCUUCCCAAGAGCCGCUUCUCUCACUCGCCAGCUCAUCAAUUCUAUCAACCUCUCGAGGACCUGCGGAACCUCACUCGCUACAUAAGGGAUGACUUGUGCCCAGAAAAUGACCCCCUCUGUCGAGCCCAGGCAGAGCGCCUGACCGAGUCCGUCUCGCUCGACAUUUCAUGGGACAGCACUGCCAACAUCCUCAGGGUGACCACGAUGUCUCCAUACCAGGCCCAGCCCCUGACCGUGACAGCCUACCCGGGCCACCGCACUGAGGUUGGCAUGCUGGGCGAGGACACCGCGCCGACCCUGGAGCGUCACGAGGUUGGCAUAUCCGGCCACCUCGUCGUACUGGGCGAGCGCAACACCCCUUCCCCCACCGUCUUCGGCUUCCCAUCCCGUCACCGGGCCGCCGAUGGCGACUCUGUAACGUCCUUCUUCCCGUACCACUCUGACACCUCCACCGGCCUGCACCCGACCCUGAGGCUGGUCAUGACGUCGCGCAAGCCGGACGAAGGGUCCUGCACGCCGCACGCCUACCUCACGCUGCCCCGCACCAUCUUUGCCGACAUGUACCAGCUCUCGGACCCUCUUUUCCUCGCCUCCAAGAACCUCACCGCCCUGCGCUACAUGUCUAGCCCCGUCGACCUCGAGGCCCCUGACUACGCCAUGAGCAUAUGGGGCUCGUUCGUGCUGGUGGACCUCGCCCAGCCCUCGGUCGACGCCGGCGACGCCUGGACGGCCGAGAUCCCGCUGCACCUGCGCUACCUCGCCCCCGCGACCGGCGGUCAUCGCAGCAUCGAGGUCCCCGCACCCGCCGUGUUCUGGGCCUGCGCGGCUGACGAGGUGGGCAACCUGGCCACGAACCCGUUCGACCGCACCAGGCUCGGAUACGACGGCCUCUUCGACGUCAACACGGUGUUUUGGCACCUCGAGCCGAGGCCGCCCCCUCUGCCCGUCGGGACCACGCGCCUCGUGCUCGGCGUCGACGUUCCGGUCCUGGACAUAGAGAGGUCGGGCUGGAUCGGCGCUGGCACUGCCGCCGUCAUUCUUUUGGGUUUUGGUUGGGUGGUCUGGAAGCUCCUCGGGGCUGGGUUGGCAAAGAGCGCAGAGGGAGGAAUGGCGCCUGGCGUUCAGAAACCGGAGACGAAGAAGACGCAGUGA